AUGGCUCAGGCAUCUCAUGCACGCUCGCUGUAUCGCCGCCUCCUACGCGAACUCCCGUCUCGCUCCCCUUCCACCCUCGCCAACCCAUCACCACUCCAACGCCACAUUCGAGCCGACUUCCAAGCCGACACCUCCACCGCCUCUCUCCAACACCAGACGCAAAAGUCGGCCCAAGCCAGACUAGAAGAAGCAGAGCAAUAUGUGCAGUAUCUCAAGGCACAGCGAGUGUACACGACGUUGCUGGAGAGAUACAACCCGGGGAUGAACAUGGAAGAGGAAGAGCGAGUGCGUCUGACGGCCAGGCGGGUUGGCCUGGACUUGCCAAUCGAGUCGAUGCCUCCCGACGGCAAGGGAAAUUGA
Neohortaea acidophila is the source of this 360-nucleotide messenger RNA. RefSeq lists its product as uncharacterized. Gene Ontology annotation, biological process: mitochondrial proton-transporting ATP synthase complex assembly. Bases 1 to 360 code for a protein of 119 amino acids. NCBI's taxonomy places the organism in Eukaryota, Fungi, Ascomycota, Dothideomycetes, Mycosphaerellales, Teratosphaeriaceae. The record is from RefSeq and is a predicted model, not a curated record. Gene Ontology annotation, cellular component: mitochondrial matrix. The transcript has a single exon.